Molecule: messenger RNA, 3820 nt
Organism: Drosophila takahashii
Lineage: Eukaryota; Metazoa; Arthropoda; Insecta; Diptera; Drosophilidae
Gene: Epac
Product: Exchange protein directly activated by cAMP
Biological process (GO): positive regulation of GTPase activity; Ras protein signal transduction
Cellular component (GO): plasma membrane
Molecular function (GO): guanyl-nucleotide exchange factor activity
Source: RefSeq, a predicted model, not a curated record
UUCUGAUCCUUUAUUUCGCUUAGAGGAUGCCUGCACGGAAUCCCCAGCGUCAGCCGGCGGAAACUCAAAUUCAAAUCUAUUUCGGAACUUUCGCUUAAUCAACAAGUUACGUUCGCUUACCCUUUGGCCCAAACUUGAAAGGCACUCGCUCUGUCGCUCCGAAAAGCGGAUUUCGAGUGCGAUGCUGGUCUAAGCCGUCUGAAAGGGCUGCAAAAACUGGAAUGGCGUGCUCCCACUCAAAGGGAAUCGCAAAUUGAAGGCAACAUCGCGAUUUGAGGUGACGACAAAGUGACUGCGAGAGGCCGCCAUUUUCCGGUAUUUUGAUUUCGCUUUCCUGGCCCGCAAUGCGGCAUUAAUUUGCACAACUUUGGACUCUCCCUCCGCUUCGAUUUAUGUUUUCUGCUCAAAGUUGCGGCGCGCCAGAGCAAUGUGCUUUUAAUAAUUUAUAUUAAUUUUUAAAACGACAAAACUAAUCGCGCAAAUCGGAAUUUAAUUAAGAAAAACCAAACAUGGCUAUGGAAUGGAUAACUGCAAUGGACAAACGUCCUUGCGACCGAAACUUGCGUGAUGUGGAGCUCAUUUCGUGCCGCCUGCGUCGCGUUGAGCCACUGUGUCGCCUUCCGGGAUCUGCGCUCCAGCAGUUGGCCAUGUGCGGAUUUUACGAGGACCUGGAGAAGGGAGUGACUCUUUUUCGCGCCGGAGAACAGGGCCGUUUCUGGUAUGCGGUACUCGGUGGGUCGCUGGAGGUCCGUUACCAUGCCCAUGCCGAUGCCGAUGGCAAGAGCGCAGUUACCCUUUGCAACCUGGGCGUGGGUGCCACAUUCGGGGAGUCCGUACUGCACGACCUGCCGCGGGACAGCACCGUGGUGACGAAGACAACCUGCGAGCUGCUGCGCGUGGAGCAGCAGGACUUCCGACUCAUUUGGGAGAAAAACAAGGAGUUGAUGAAUGACAUAUUCACCAAUUGCAAAUUAAAGAACGGUUUUGGACCAAGUGUGCAGACAGCAGCGGCGGCCACAUCGCCCACAAAAAGACCCCUCAGUCCCGACCAUCCGAACCCAGCGCUGCCCAUUACUGAGACGCCGAGUCCUGCUAUGAACCGCAUGGGCUGGGCCCUAAGAACUCUACUCGUCGCCGACAAUUCGAGCUGUCUGAAGGAUCGCAAGGUCUCUGGAAAGCUAAUCCGCAAGUGCGCCCCUGGCACCGAGCUCGUCGACUGGCUGGUCAACCUAGCGCCCAUCGUCCACACCCGCGCCCAAGCGGCUGGCAUGUGGCAGGCUCUCGUCGAGGAAGGAGUUCUCGCACACGUUAACAAGGAGCAGCCCUUCAAGGACAAGUGCUUUCUGUACCGCUUUCGCCUCGACGAGGAAGGCGGGACGGCGGCAGCGGGCGUGCCCCAGGCGGAGGAUCUCGGAGCGGCCAACGAACACAUCCGCGAGGCUCUGAGCGCUCUUUUCCAGCGCGGACCGGACGCCACGCUGCGUAUGAUAUUGCGCAAACCCUCGCACGAACGGACAUCGGAGGAGCUGGAGCUGGUUUUCGAGGAACUGGUCCACAUUGCCGCACUCUCCCACUUAUCGACCAGCAUCAAGCGGGAGCUGUCGUCGAUUUUCGUGUUCGAGGCUCAUGCCCAGGCGGGCACUAUAUUAUUCAAUCAAGGCGACGAAGGACGCUCCUGGUACAUCUUACUCAAGGGAUCUGUGGACGUUGUGAUACACGGCAAGGGAACCGUUGCCACUCUGAAGACUGGGGACGAUUUCGGGAAGCUGGCCUUGAUAAACGACGCACCCAGAGCUGCUACCAUCGUACUCAAGGAGAACAAUUGCCACUUGCUGCGCGUGGACAAGGAACACUUCAACCGGAUACUCCGCGAUGUGGAGGCCAAUACCCUGAGAUUGCAGGAGCACGGCAAGGAUGUUUUAGUGCUCGAGCGCGUGGCCAAGCAACGUGGACAGCAUUCGGCAUUCAAAUACACGGUUAUGUCGGGCACCCCGGCCAAGAUGCUGGAGCACCUGCUGGAGACGCGACUGGGCCAGUCGGUGGGCGGAAUGGACCCCUUUCUGGACGACUUUCUGCUCACGCACAUUGUAUUCAUGCCCGUCGUGCAGCUGGUUGAUGAAUUGGCCAAUUACUUCCAUUGCGAUGCCCAUGAGGACGCCCAGACACCCGAGGAUCGUGAGUAUAUAAUCAACUUCAAGAAGCGCGUGAUCCAGUUCAUGCAGAAGUGGGUCAUGGCCGUGCGCCACGCCGCCUUCGAGGAGCCCAGCGUCUGCGACUUCAUCGAGGACCUGGCCGCCGAGGUAGAGGCCGACCCCGACCUGAACGAGGAGACCAGCAUAGUGCACAACGUGCUCACCCAGAUGGCGCGCUACCAGGAGGACCGCAACCAGAACGCCGGCCAGAAGUGGAAGCUGCCGCCCAACGGACAGCCCAUCUGCCUCUUCAGCGGCAAUGCGACGCCGGCCAAGACGGUCAUUCGGCCAGACGAUGACAUCAUAUUCCGCGUCUAUUGUGCCGACCACACCUACUGUACCCUGCGAUUCCCCAUGCACACCACGGCGGAGCUUAUUAAGGCGUGCGCCGCCGACAAGUUGCAGCUAAACCGGGGUCCCGAGGACCUCGUCCUCGUCGAAGUCAAGUCGAACGGAGAGCGCUCCGUGUUCAAGGACAACGAUGUCAGCAUACCGACGGGCCUGUCGCUCAACGGCCGCUUAUUUGUCUCCGUCAAGGAUCACCUAGAUGCCUUGACCCAGCUGCAGGAGCAGGAAUGCCCCACUGAGGGCGUGGACAUCGAUCUGGAGAUACUGAGCACCAAGGAGCUGGCCUACCACAUCACCCUCUUCGAGUGGGACCUCUUCUGGGCCGUCCAUGAAUACGAGUUGCUCUACCACACCUUCGGGCGUCAUCACUUUGGCAAGAUCACUGCCAACUUGGAUGUCUUCCUGCGACGCUUCAACGAGGUUCAGUACUGGAUUGUCACCGAACUGGUAUCGACGCCCAGCCUGAGUAAACGUGUGGGUCUGGUCCGGAAGUUUAUCAAGCUGGCCGCCUACUGCAAGGAGUACCAGAAUCUGAACGCCUUCUUCGCCGUGGUAAUGGGCCUCUCAAACAUGGCGGUGUCCCGGCUGCAACAGACCUGGGAGAAGAUCCCCUCGAAGUUCCGGAAGAUCUUCCAGGAGUUCGAGGCCCUUAUCGACCCCAGUCGCAACCACAGGGCGUACCGCGUGUUUGUGGGCAAGUUGCAGCCGCCGCUGAUUCCGUUCAUGCCGCUGCUGCUCAAGGACAUGACCUUCGCCCACGAGGGCAACAAGACCAGCCUGGACGGCCUGGUGAACUUCGAGAAGAUGCACAUGAUGGCCCAGACGAUGCGCACCAUCCGCUUCUGUCGCUCCAGGAGUCUGGGUCUGGAGCCGCCGUCGCCGAAGAGCGAGGGCGAGGUGAGGACGUACAUCAGCAGCUUCCGCGUCAUCGACAACCAGCGGGUGCUCACCGCCAUGUCCCAGAAGGUGGAGCCCACCCGGAAGCUCUAAGCCCCCCGAAAGGCCCUGUUAUCUGAUUAGCUUGUAGCCUGUAUUAAGUGUCUAACCCUGAGUGUGUGUGUUAAUCAAACCGCAAUUAGCUGCACAGUUAUGAGCUUAGCCGGGUUGUUUUCGGGAAGCCAAUUGGCGCCAUGGCCACCACAACCCGGACAAACUUUCAUCCGCAUUCGCAUUAGCUUUUAAGCUACAACUGUACUUUGUAUAUUCUACGAACCCGACUAGGAACUAUCUCAAUCUUCUAAUGAACUGAAACCCAAACGCAUUUCAAUGCAAACGAGAAA